This is a messenger RNA of Pomacea canaliculata, 4682 nucleotides long. RefSeq lists its product as uncharacterized. The record is from RefSeq and is a predicted model, not a curated record. NCBI's taxonomy places the organism in Eukaryota, Metazoa, Mollusca, Gastropoda, Architaenioglossa, Ampullariidae. The transcript has 6 exons. Bases 1034 to 3490 code for a protein of 818 amino acids.
ACCCCCACCCUUCCGCCACCUGGCGAGUGUUGAGAAGAGAGCCGCCUUGCUGCUGGUCUAACUGUCGGUGCACGCGCGGCAUCUGCAAGCUCUCUCAGAGCCACUGCCCGCACCACCAAUGCCGCUAAGCUUUUGAAGACGUGCAAGAGAACUCCAAGCGCAUCUUGAGCUACAAAAACCUGGUUUGCCAAGUGAGAAAAAGAAAUCUCCAUUUGAAGAGGUCAAGCAUUUUUGUUUUUGACAGGUGUGGGAAACCACCCAUGCCAGAAGUCUCUUUCUUGAAGGUGGACUGAGCAAAUUGUGUCGCUGACAGACAAAUUGAAUUUUAAAAAAGCCGGCCUGCGGAUGGUCAUCGCCAUGAGAUAGCCUCAGCUGCUGCCAUGGUGUAAAACACCAACUAACUGCGGAUGGUCAAGCCACACGAGUGCAAAAGACGAGAAGGGAAUGUACUAGACGCUGUAAGUACUGCGCGCUGUGCUGCAAGUGCUGCGACGAACGUGCCGCGGCAAACAGAGGCACUAAGAGACAGACCACGAGGUAGGUCUGUGUUAGAUACCUCUAGACAGUACAUGGCAGAUGAGGUGUUUUUUAACACCCCCCGUGCAUCAUUCCGCCUAUCUGUAGGCUGCUGCUAAUGACAAGCUCGCGAUCCCAGUAACGCUAUAACCAACGAGUGGCAGCUCUGUGGCUGUUCUUGGCAAAGCUUCCACCUGCCUGCUGGCGCCUGGUUCAUUCAUCGCUGUUGAUUACUUCCCCACAAUAUAUUUAUAUCGUAUAUUUUACUCUUAUGUUCAAUGCCAGGAGCGUUAAUUUAAGCAUCUCGGCGUUGUUCACUUGGGAGAGAUGUGCCUACAUGCAAAAUGAAACGUUUUCGUUACCAAAGACGGAAGGAGGAGAAGAGAGGACGACGAAAAGUGAUAUGUGAUGGAAACUGUGCGAGGUGCGAGUGCUGAGGCGAGCUUCGGUAAGAAACGAGAGGGGAGGACAAACCGAGACGUAAAGCAAGCAAAGUGAACGCAGCGGGCAAGAGGCCAUGGCGCUGAUGACGUCAGGCAGGCGCCUGUUGGUGCUGACUACCGUGCUGUCCAUGGGGCGCCUGGUGCUGCCGGCCGCGGGGCUGGACUUCCACGGAAUGGAAGACAACUGUAUCCUGAGUUUUGUGGUGCCGCGUGACAAGGUCAAGUCGUCGUGCGACAUGGAGGAGCGCGUGACGCGGCGCCUGAACGCCAUGGAGACCAAGGUAGCGCUGUAUAAGCAACACAUGCAGGAGCUGCAGGAGCAGCUACAGAAGGAGCGACAGAUCAACAGCGAACGGCUGCACCAGAUGGAGGAGCGGGUCAACCGGCAGGUCAAGCCUGUUCAGGAGACAGAUGGCCUCCUACAGAAGCGCAUUUUGUCGCUGGAGGAGGAAGUUAGGAAACUGCGGGCGGCGCCGGCAACAUCAUCGUCGUCGUCGUCUUUCCCCUCGUCAUCUGCUUUUCAUAAGGAAGUUAUAUCCAACAGCCUGCGGGACUCAGAGGCCAUAGUGGUGAGUGGACGAAGUCUGGACGAACAGAAGACACUGCAAAGCCUGGUGAAGGCGCUGGUGCACUCGGAGGUCAAGGUCUUGCUUGACAAUUACACACAAUACAACCAGGUCAUCAACGUCGUGCCCCGCGUGGACAGCACGCGCAACUGGGAGGUGCAGGAAGAAGGGAGGGGAGAGGAGGGAGGUAGGGAAAAGACCCUGGUAGCAGACGACAGUCACUCACUGACGACUGCACCGGCUGAGCUACGAGCGGAUUCCACCAAGAACUUAGCUCUCACCGACGAUGUAACCAACAUCGUCGAGCAGAUCAACUCGACAAGAAGGCAGAUAACGGAGGAAGUGGAGAUCAUCUUCAGGAACAUCACAUCGGGCCCCGUGGUGUUGGAGACAACGGCACUCGAGAAAGGGGACGAAUCUUCCCGCAAGUCGCCAGACACGGGCGAGGCGGGCAGUGGCACGGUGCCUGAGAACCUCGGUGAGGUCAGCGGGGUUCUGACCUUCACCGACGCGGACAACGGUCCCACGGAACACACCACACAGACCAACUUGCACGUGCCCACCGGUGAGGUCAUCGUCAAAGAGGUCGCGGACGCUCCUCAGGCUCGCAUGCACGGCAAAGGGGGCAAGGCGACUGCAGACGGCCAGGGACAAACGGCCGUGCAGCAGGGGGAGCAGCAGAAAACUGACCGCAGCCAACAGGAGGAGAGCAUGUUGCGCGAUCACAGUCAGCUGCUUCAGCAAAACGAGCUGCUGAAGACGGAGAUCCAGCGCAUCCUUCAGCAGAAGAUGGACGAGAUCCUGGACCUGGUCUCCAAGCGCUAUGCUGUGGUGCAGUCACGUUUAGACGACCAGGAGAAGCGCUUGCAACAACUGGAGCAGCGAAUGACGGACAGCGUUAAGCAGUUGGAAGAGAGUGUGAAAGGGCUGCAGCUGGAGAUGACGUCAGCAUCUCAAGGCAUCCAGACUGUCUUCGCGCGCACCGAGGGCCUAUCUGAGCUACAGGAGACGGUGAAAGACCUCAAGAAAAACAUGACUGUGGAGGGCGGAACUCGCUACCUAGAGGCCUUGAUAGACGAACAUAACAAGAAGGUGCGGAAGCUGGAGCGCCUGACGGCGGUGUACCAACAGUCGAUGGAGCAUUACCGCAAUGAGUCCAAGAUGGAGUAUCGCGACUUGACGGAGCGCAUGAACAAAGAGGCCGGCGUGGUCAAACUCCUGCACCAGUCCCUGUACGACAACAUUACCAGUGAUGUCCAACAGGCGACCAGCCACCUCAACACCUCUUUCAAACACGCCGCCGAUGAAGUCAGACAGCGCAUGCAGGUGAUGGAGGACAGCAACCUGCUGCUGCAGAUCGACUUGUCUAGCUUCGAGAGGCAGCUCAAGUCCAAGACCUCCAAACUGGAGGACAGCUUCAAACAGCUGGAAGUGGAUGUCAACGACAUCAAGCAGAAGACCCGGAACCUGCAGAGAAGCAUGGGAAGCCUGGAGUCCACGCACGACCAGCUGGUGCAGGCGUCCAACGCCACGUCCAAGGAGGUGGCAACGCUCAAAAUGGAGGUCAAGCUUAAUGUGCUGAACGACUGGCUUCCGUACAACUUCGACCAUGCCAAGUCACGCACUGACUGCUUCGGGGACCAGUUCGUGCGACGCUCCACUUUCAAGACCGGUCGACUGGUAGGAGUCGUGCUGUGCAGCCGCGAUCGCUACAAGAUCUUUCUGGGCCAGAGUCUGACGGAUACCUUCAAGAACAUCGGUGACGACGUUGGCAUGGGAGAAGACCACUGCCAGUUCGUGGGCGCUACGGAUGUUUCUAAGGUCAAAGUCAGCCCAUUCGCUUCUUCCAUGGAAACUGAGCAAGGUUACGUGCGCGCGCACUGGGGAGAGGAACCCAGGCCAGAACUGAUCAGCUUCAUCAGACCCUCGCCCUUGUGGUACGAAUGCGGCGUGUCUGUCCCAUGACCUGCUCCUCGAAGCCGGCCUGUCAGGCGUCAACGAACUAGGCCCAAGCUUCGUGUGAGAACCCGCAGGCAGCUGUAAUAACCAGGCCUUUGUUUCGGCCCGUUUGUUUACUCUUCCCCUCCUACCACCCACACCAAGUGUGCCGUCUUGGAAGGGCGGUGCAUCCGGAUACCAGCGCAAGAAGCAAGUUGGGACCGAGGUUGUGAGAAUAUACAGUCGCACCCUGUUUGACGAGCAAGGCGUGCUGCCCGCUCUUGAGGGGGACGGUGGUGAGGAAACAGUUCCUACCUAACCGUAACUCACCCUUCUUUCGGCAGCAGAUGUAGCUGUUCUGCGGCAGUUUUCCGCCGCUUGAGUGACCAGUGGCCUUCAUGUGCAACAGAAGUAGUGACGUGGACUCGCAGAUGGACUUGCCGCUAUGUCCCGGUCAUGACCACAGCUUGUCGCGUGUCACCAUCGCCCCCCUCCUUCUCGCCUACGUUGGUGUUACAGGAGGGCAGUGUAUCAAGCGAUGCCACUACGUCUGUCUCACAGCUUGCUGGAGCACCAAAAGGGUGUCCUACAUAUUCGGAGUGGAACGAGCGUUCGAAAAAAAGGAGGAAGGGGGAACCAAGUGCCACAGGAGGACAAAGCACCGCCGGAGGAUUUGAAGGCCAAAAAGUAAUAUAGACAAUAAUAUACGCCCCUAUAUUUUAGUCGUGUUAUGAGGAUUUUUAGCAUUACGGGAACUGUGAUGAGGCACUAGACAGGUCACAAUAAGCUAGUAGUGCAUGAAGUGCUCUGAGAGUACACAUGAACGCAGUCUUUCCUCUCUAGUGAAAUGGCAUUGUAUACAGGCUUGUCGCAAUAGACGGAAAGGGCAAGCAGGUGACUAGCAACGUGACUGCACGUGUAUCUCCGUUUCUUGCAAUGUGUUCCUUCUUCUCGGUGUCUGCUGGAAGGUACUGCAAUUAUUGUUUAUAGAUUUGAAUACCUGCAGACAUUUUCAAGCCGAGCAGUCAAAUAGAUGUACAGUACUUGUUUGUUUGUUGCGAUAGCUAAUUAAGCUAUGUGUUUAUUUUUUUUUUUUCUUCAUUCCCAACUCCCCUACCCCCUCAACACCACUCUCCUCAAACUAACGUCACUUCUGUACUAAUGUACAUUAAUGUAAUGUUACUAAUGUACAUUAAAAUAUUGCUUAUUGUAAUGUUUA